UUUCUUUUAUAUAAGUAAUAAAAAAGAAGCACCGGACCACACCACUCCACUCUUCCACUGCACUAUUGUCACUCUCAAAUCUCAAAUCAACCAAACAACAAUGGCGUUUUCUUCAUCCUCCAUUUCUCCAUGUUGUUCAUCUAAAUUCUCUUCAAAUUCCUACUUACCAGAAACGUAUUUGAAGGCAAAGGUGAAGAAAAUCGAUGCGUUUAACAGCAACACACAUACAUUUCCACUCCUACAAUCUAUCAAUUCAAAAUGGGAAAGAGGAGAGUUGUUUAAGUUCUGGAUAAGGGCAGCUGUUACAACUGAAGAAUACUUAUUGAAUGGAGCUACAGAGAACAAUCAGCUUCUUAAAGGGGACAGCUGGUCUGUUCAUAAAUUUGGUGGUACAUGUGUGGGGAACUCGGAAAGAAUUCGCAACGUUGCUGAUGUUAUAAUUCAGGACCAAUCAGAAGGAAAGUUGGUCGUUGUGUCUGCAAUGUCAAAGGUCACAGAUAUGAUGUAUGAUCUGAUUCACAAGGCCCAGUCACGAGAUGAGUCAUACCUAACCGCAUUAGAUGCUGUCCUAGAAAAACACAAAUUAACUGCUAUGGAUCUACUUGAUGGCGAUGAGCUUGCUAGUUUCUUAUCUCGUAUUCAUCAUGACAUCAACAACCUAAAAGCCAUGCUCCGUGCAAUAUACAUUGCUGGUCAUGCAACAGAAUCAUUCACGGAUUUUGUUGCUGGGCAUGGGGAGUUAUGGUCUGCUCAGUUGCUGGCAUCUGUUGUCAGAAUGAGUGGUGUAGAGUCUAAAUGGAUGGACACAAGAGAGGUGCUUGUUGUGAACCCCAUGGGCUCUAAUCAAGUUGAUCCAGAUUAUCUUAAGUCAGGGGAAAGGCUUGAGAAAUGGUACUCUAAGAAUCCAUCCAUGACUAUCAUUGCCACUGGUUUUAUAGCUAGCACUCCCGAAGACAUUCCUACCACUUUGAAAAGAGAUGGAAGUGAUUUCUCUGCAGCUAUCAUGGGGGCACUGUUUAAAGCACGUCAAGUCACGAUUUGGACAGAUGUUGAUGGUGUCUAUAGUGCUGAUCCAAGAAAAGUAAGCGAGGCAGUAAUACUGGAGAGACUAUCUUAUCAAGAGGCAUGGGAAAUGUCAUAUUUUGGUGCCAAUGUCUUGCAUCCACGGACAAUUGUUCCAGUUAUGCAAUAUGACAUUCCUAUCAUUAUAAAAAACAUCUUUAACCUUGCUGCACCUGGAACAAGGAUCUGCCGAUCUACUGAUAAUGAAUUUGUAGAUGGACAGAUAUCAGAAUCCCCCGUCAAAGGAUUUGCAACGAUUGACAAACUAGCUCUAGUGAAUGUUGAGGGAACCGGAAUGACUGGUGUUCCUGGUACAGCUAGUGACAUUUUUGGUGUAGUAAAAAGUGUUGGUGCUAACGUAAUCAUGAUAUCACAGGCUAGUAGUGAGCAUUCAAUCUGCUUUGCGGUGCCUGAAAAAGAAGUGAAAGCUGUUGCUGAUGCUUUAGAGUCUAGGUUUGGUCAGGCUCUGAGUUCCGGGCGCCUUUCUCAGAUUUCAGUGAUUCCAGGCUGUAGUAUUUUGGCUGCUGUUGGUCAGAGAAUGGCAAGCUCUUCUGGAGUUAGUGCUACAUUUUUCAGUGCACUUGCAAAGGCAAAUAUUAAUAUUCGUGCUAUAGCUCAAGGUUGCUCAGAGUACAAUGUAACAGUAGUUGUUAAGCAAGAAGACUGUGUGAGGGCUUUACGUGCUGUGCACUCAAGAUUCUAUUUGACAAGAACUGCUAUUGCUGUGGGCAUUGUUGGACCUGGGUUGAUAGGGGGUACAUUGCUUGACCAGCUCAAGGAUCAGUCAGCUGUCUUAAAGGAAAAAUUCAACAUUGACUUGCGCGUGAUGGGUAUAAUUGGAAAAAACUCGAUGCUAUUAAGUGACUCGGGUAUUGAUUUGUCGAAGUGGAAAGAGCUGCGAAAUCAAAAUGGAGAAAUGGCUGACUUGAAUAAGUUUGUUCAACACGUGAGUGAAAAUUAUUUCAUCCCAAAUAGUGUUAUAGUGGAUUGCACUGCAGACUCUCAUAUCGCAAGCCAUUACUAUGACUGGUUGCAUAGAGGAAUCCAUGUGGUCACCCCAAAUAAAAAGGCUAAUUCAGGACCACUUGACCGGUACUUGAAGCUGAGAGAUCUACAACGACAAUCAUAUACACACUACUUCUAUGAAGCUACUGUUGGAGCUGGGCUACCAAUCAUUAGCACCUUACGUGGUCUUCUUGAAACUGGGGACAAGAUUUUGCGGAUUGAGGGUAUUUUUAGUGGAACUCUGAGUUACAUAUUUAAUAACUUCAUGGGGACAAAAGCUUUUAGCCAAGUGGUGAAGGAGGCGAAAGAGGCUGGUUAUACUGAGCCAGAUCCAAGGGAUGACCUAUCUGGAACAGACGUUGCCAGAAAGGUGAUAAUUCUUGCUAGAGAAAGUGGAUUAAACCUAGAGCUUUCAGAUAUCCCUGUUCAGAGCCUUGUGCCAGAACCUUUAAGGGCUACUGCAUCUGCCGAGGACUUUUUGCUGGACCUGCCAAAAUUUGAUCAUGAGUUGUCUAAACAGAGGCAGGAGGCUGAAGAUGAAGAGGAGGUCUUGAGGUAUGUUGGAGUAGUGGAUGUUGUCAACGGAAAAGGUGCUGUUGAAUUGCGGAGAUACAACAAGGACCAUCCAUUCGCGCAACUCUCUGGAUCGGACAACAUAAUUGCAUUCACUACUGAAAGAUACUGUAAGCAACCUCUAAUAGUUCGUGGUCCGGGAGCUGGGGCUGAAGUGACAGCAGGUGGAAUAUUCAGUGAUAUAUUGCGACUUGCCUCAUAUCUUGGUGCUCCGUCAUAAUUCAUGGUGCUUCCCCCCAGUAAUCGUAAUUCUGCAUUUCGUUUGGUCAUCCCCCUUGCUUCUAGUAGUAGCAGAUAUAUAGUUACAUGAUUGUUGUGUAAUUGUGAGCAACUGAUAGUGUUGCUCACUUUGUAUCGUGGCGCUUAUCAUCGUAGGUUGCUUAUUUAGGAAUAAGUCUGAUAGGUACUAAAGCUGUAUUAUGGUCAUAUGAUUGGAUACACCUUGUUAGUGAAUGUUGAUGUUGUAUGUCAAUGGAAUUAUAACUGUUCAAGCUUU
This is a messenger RNA of Solanum pennellii, 3136 nucleotides long. Its product is annotated as bifunctional aspartokinase/homoserine dehydrogenase 1, chloroplastic-like. The coding region runs from base 101 to 2860 and encodes 919 amino acids. Gene Ontology annotation, molecular function: aspartate kinase activity; homoserine dehydrogenase activity; NADP binding. The record is from RefSeq and is a predicted model, not a curated record. Gene Ontology annotation, biological process: aspartate family amino acid biosynthetic process; L-homoserine biosynthetic process. NCBI's taxonomy places the organism in Eukaryota, Viridiplantae, Streptophyta, Magnoliopsida, Solanales, Solanaceae. The transcript is spliced from 18 exons.